Messenger RNA from Galeopterus variegatus (Sunda flying lemur), 1217 nucleotides. It is a transcript of the gene COLEC11, whose product is annotated as collectin sub-family member 11. Lineage: Eukaryota; Metazoa; Chordata; Mammalia; Dermoptera; Cynocephalidae. The transcript has 7 exons. The record is from RefSeq and is a predicted model, not a curated record.
CUUCUGUAAAUAGCAGCCAUGAGGCUCCCGAGUGCAGUGUCCUGGCUGGCUGGUGACGGGAAGGACGCCCCCUUCGCCUAGUGUGCGUUCAGGUAGGAGACGCUGCCCGGACACUUCGUGGCCCCAGAGCACAGAACUGAGGGUCGGACCAGUGCUGAGACAGGUGGAAAGGCAAGAUUCCAAACAGGGACAGAGGAGCCGCGUCCCGCCUGUGCACGAUGACGAGGCACCAGGCGCUGGCGGGCGCGCUCAUCGGCCUGGUGCUGCUGUCGCUGCCGCCAUCCGGGGAUCCCCAGCCGACCGCAGAUGAUGCCUGCUCCGUGCAGAUCCUCGUCCCCGGCCUCAAAGGGGAUGCGGGAGAGAAGGGAGACAAAGGCGCCCCAGGACGGCCUGGAAGAGUCGGCCCCACAGGAGAAAAAGGAGACAUGGGGGACAAAGGACAGAAAGGCAGUGUGGGUCGCCAUGGAAAAAUUGGUCCCAUUGGUUCUAAAGGUGAAAAAGGAGAUUCUGGUGACGUAGGACCCCCAGGUCCUAAUGGAGAGCCAGGUAUGGCAUAGGGCCCAAGGGUUUUUAAUAAAAGUUACUAAAAAUUGCACUUUCAGAAAAAGGAGAUUCUGGUAAAGCAGGGAUAACUGCGCCAUGCAGUCGUGGGUCUGUCUUAGUCGGAGAGUAAGGUGUCCCUGCUGGUGAAGGAGGAGAAGCGCUACGCCGACGCGCAGCGGGCCUGCCAGGGCCGGGGUGGCACGCUGGGCAUGCCCAAGGACGAGGCGGCCAACGGGCUGAUGGCCGCGUACCUGGCGCAGGCGGGCCUGGCGCGCGCCUUCAUCGGCAUCGACGACCUGGAGCGCGAGGGCGCCUUCGUGUUCGCCGACCGCUCGCCCGUGCGCACGUUCCAGCGCUGGCGCGGCGGGGAGCCCAACAACGCCUACGACGAGGAGGACUGCGUGGAGAUGGUGGCCUCGGGGGGCUGGAACGACGUGGCCUGCCACGUCACCAUGUACUUCCUGUGCGAGUUCGACAAGGAGCACGUGUGAGCGGCCGCGCCUGCAGGAGGAGUGAGGCCUGGGACCCGCCCCGGAGCCACGUGUGCGUCACCAUGGCUCCGCCCGUGUCCAAGCUGCAAAACCGUCCUUACCUGCUGCAGCAGUGAAGUCCGCAUGACGGCAGUGGGGCCUUGAACGACCACCUGCCCCUGAUCUCUAUGGGGAAGAGAACCC